Messenger RNA from Erinaceus europaeus (western European hedgehog), 1999 nucleotides. Its product is annotated as heterogeneous nuclear ribonucleoprotein A1-like. Gene Ontology annotation, molecular function: RNA binding. NCBI's taxonomy places the organism in Eukaryota, Metazoa, Chordata, Mammalia, Eulipotyphla, Erinaceidae. The record is from RefSeq and is a predicted model, not a curated record. Bases 302 to 1252 code for a protein of 316 amino acids. The transcript is spliced from 2 exons.
CAGAGAGACAGAGAGAGACAGAGAGAAGGAGAGACACCAGCGCCUCUCCACCGCUCGUGAAGCUUCCCUUUGCAUGGUCUCCUUUGUGGUGACUGGGAGCUUGAACCCAGGUCCUGGCACGUGGUAAAGUGUGCACUCUACCAGAACUUACCUGGUCUUGCCAUUUUGUGACCGAACAACGACCAAGAACUUUUCUACCUGUGAAUCUCGCCGCUGUGUAAGCAUCUCUUAAGAUCUCUACUUCAGCUGUCAAGCCAGCCUCUCAGUGAGCAUCACAAAGCUCUCUCCCUUACCUACCAUCAUGUCUAAGUCUCAGUCUCCCAAAGAGCCAGAGCAGCUGCGCAAGCUCUUCAUUGGAGGUUUAAAUUUUGAUACCACCAACGAUAGUCUGAGAAGCCAUUUUGAGCAAUGGGGAACGGUCACUGACUGUGAGGUCAUGAGAGACCCAGACACCAAGCGCUCCAGAGGCUUUGGGUUUGUCACCUAUGCCACCGUGGCAGAGGCAGAUGCAGUCAUGAAUGCCAAACCGCACAGGGUGGAUGGAACCGUUGUGGAACCCAAGAGAGCUCUAUCCAGAGAAGAUUCUCACAGACCUGGUGCUCACCUGGCUGUGAACAAGAUUUUUGUCGGCGGCAUUAGAGAAGACACAGAAGAGCAUCACCUGAGAGAUUACUUUGAGCAGUUUGGGAAGAUUGAAGUGAUUGAAAUCAUGACCGAUCGUGGUGGCAGGAAGAGAGGCUUUGCUUUUGUCACCUUUGAUGACCAUGAUGCUGUUGACAAGAUCGUCAUUCAGAAAUACCAUACCCUGAAUGGCCACCACUGUGAAGUAAGGAAAGCCUUAUCUAAGCAAGAUGUGGCUAGUGCUUUGUCCAUCCAAAGAGCUCGUCGUGGUUCGGGGAACUAUGGUGGUGGUUAUGGAGGAGGUUUUGGUGGGAACGACAAUUUUGGUUAUAGAGGAAACUUUAGUGGUGAAGGUGGCUUUGGUGGCAGUCGAGGUGGUGGUGGAUAUGGUGGCCGUGGGGAUGGCUAUGAUGGAUUUGGCCAUGAUGGAGGCUACUUUGGAGGUGGAGGAAACUAUUAUGAUUUUUACUACAAUCAGUACUCAAAUUUUGGGCCCAUGAAAGGAGGAAGCUUUGGAGGUCGAAGCUCUGGCCCUUAUGGUGUUGGAGGUCAGUACUUUGCCAAGCCACGAAACCAAGGUGGCUAUGGUGGUUCCAGUGGCAGUGGUUAUGGCGGUGGCAGAAGGUUUUAAUUAAUUGCCAGGAGAAGUUAGGAGAGAAGGGCCAGAGAAGUGAUAGGAAUCUACAGGUUACAACAGAUUGUGAACUCAGCCGAGUACAGGGCCUAGCUACUAUAAAGAAAACAUGUUUUAGACAAUAUUCUUCUGUGUGGGGUGGGUGGGGGGAACAAAACAAAACAAAAAACCCUAGAGGACUGUGUUUGUGACUGAUUGUAUAACAAGUUAGUAUUUUAGUUGCUGUUCUGUGGAAAGUGUAAAGCAUUCCAACAAAAGUGUUUCAAUGUAGAUUUUCUUUUGCACCCAUGCUGUUGACUGCUAAAUGUAAUAGUCUGAUCUUGAUGCUGAAUAAAUGUCUUUUUUAAAAAUGUGCUCUCCACAUGGGACUUGAACACACAGUUCAAGUGCUUUUGGCCUCUGUGUCUUCUGAACUGCAGUUCGGAAGCUCAGAAUCAACACCUGCUGUAACUCUCCAGCUGUAACAAAUAACGCUGUAACAUGCAAACCCUAGCCCAGAGAUGUAACACUUGAGCUGGCUGCUUUCACUCCAGACUAGUUUCUUGUUCAAGUUUCAUUUUAAUUUUUAAGACUAUGUAUGGAAUUGUUUUCUUUUUUUUUUCUUCUUAAGUGUUUGGGGAAAUGAUCUGUAAAACGAUAUGGGCCUGGAAUUUUCUUUGUGCAAAAGUUAAGUACAAUUAAACAUUUUCAUAGAUAAAACAGUUUAAUUUUAAUUGAUUUAAUAAACAAUUAGAAUUAAAAGAA